GGCGCGUGCGGGGCAGGGUCCGCGCGGGCCGGGGGCGGCGGGCUUGCCUGGGUGGCCUGGUCCGUGGGCCCCGCGAUGGCGACCUACACGUGCAUCACCUGCCGGGUGGCGUUCGGCGACGCGGAGGUGCAGCGGGCGCACUACAAGAGCGACUGGCACCGCUACAACCUGAAGCGCAAGGUGGCGGCCAUGGGCCCGGUGAGCGCCGAGGGCUUCCAGGAGCGCGUGCGGGCGCAGCGGGCCGUGGCGGAGCCGGAGAGCAAGGGCGCGGCCACCUACUGCGCCGUGUGCGGCAAGAGGUUCGCGUCCUUCAACGCCUACGAGAACCACCUGCAGUCGCGGCGGCACGCGGAGCUGGAGAGGGCGGCGGUGCGCGCCGUGAGCCGGCAGGUGCAGCUGAGGAACGCCAAGAACCUGGAGAAGGGGCUGGGCGCGGACGGCGUGGACAAGGACGCCCUGAACGCCGCCAUCCAGCAGGCCAUCAAGGCCCGGCCGGCCGCGUCCCCCGCCAAGGCCCCCGCGGCGCCCGCGCAGCCGCCCCGGAGCCCCGCGCCCGCGGCCCCCGACAGGCCCCCGCGCCUCCAGUGGUUCGAGCAGCGGGCGAGGAGGCUGGCGAGGCGGCGGCCGGCGGAGGGGCACCCGGACGGGCACCCGGACGGGCACCCGGAGGAGGACGACGACGAUUGGGAAGAUAUUGAUUCUGAUGAAGAGUUGGAAUGUGAGGAUGCUGACGCCGUGGAUGACGUGGAGGAGCAGGACGUAGAGGAGGAGGAGGCUGCGGGAGGCCCCCUCAUUGGUGCCAUCCCCAUAACAGACUGCUUAUUUUGUCCCCAUCACUCAAGCUCUCUGAUGAAGAAUGUGGCUCAUAUGACUAAAGUCCACAGCUUCUUUAUUCCCGAUAUAGAAUAUCUUUCAGAUCUUAAGGGACUGAUUAAAUAUCUGGGAGAGAAAGUUGGUGUUGGGAAGAUUUGCUUGUGGUGCAAUGAGAAGGGGAAAUCCUUCUACUCCACGGAAGCUGUACAGGCACACAUGAAUGACAAAAGCCACUGUAAGCUCUUCACAGAUGGCAAUGCUGCUUUGGAAUUUGCAGACUUCUAUGAUUUUAGGAGUAGCUAUCCGGAUUACAAGGAAGGGGACCACCCUGAUGAGACUGAGGAAUUGCCUUCAGAAAAGACAGUAGAAUAUGAUGAUGAAACCAUGGAGUUGAUUCUACCUUCUGGUGCCAGAGUGGGUCACCGCUCCUUGAUGAGAUACUACAAACAGCGAUUUGGCUUGUCACGGGCUGUGGCAGUUGCUAAGAAUCAGAAGGCCGUGGGCCGGAUACUGCAGCAGUACAGAGCCCUGGGAUGGACCGGCAGCACAGGAGCAGCUCUUCUGCAUGAGCGGGACAUGCAGUACGUCCAGAGGAUGAAAUCGAAGUGGAUGCUGAAGACCGGAAUGAAGAACAAUGCCACCAAGCAGAUGCACUUCAGGCCCCAAGUGAGGUUCUGAGGGUCCCCGAGGAUUGAGUGGUGUGUGUCCUGCGCAGGUGCGCUUCCUGAGGCCCGGACACAGCCGGAUUAGAUGACAGGCCCUUUUUGCUGCUACUUGUCCCUGUUCUUUAUCUGUUCUUACCUAAGAAUAAAAGUCAGAAUCCUGUCGGC
Canis lupus familiaris (dog) is the source of this 1643-nucleotide messenger RNA. It is a transcript of the gene ZNF622, whose product is annotated as zinc finger protein 622. Gene Ontology annotation, molecular function: zinc ion binding; nucleic acid binding. Lineage: Eukaryota; Metazoa; Chordata; Mammalia; Carnivora; Canidae. Gene Ontology annotation, biological process: ribosomal large subunit biogenesis. The record is from RefSeq and is marked validated. Gene Ontology annotation, cellular component: preribosome, large subunit precursor.